Messenger RNA from Myripristis murdjan (pinecone soldierfish), 3043 nucleotides. RefSeq names its product Pim-3 proto-oncogene, serine/threonine kinase (gene pim3). Gene Ontology annotation, molecular function: protein serine/threonine kinase activity; ATP binding. Gene Ontology annotation, biological process: regulation of mitotic cell cycle; negative regulation of apoptotic process; protein autophosphorylation. The transcript is spliced from 6 exons. The coding region runs from base 424 to 1416 and encodes 330 amino acids. The record is from RefSeq and is a predicted model, not a curated record. Gene Ontology annotation, cellular component: cytoplasm. NCBI's taxonomy places the organism in Eukaryota, Metazoa, Chordata, Actinopteri, Holocentriformes, Holocentridae.
GACCGCGCCAAAGCUCAGACAGCGGCCACUCUUCAGGAUAAUAACACACUGCGGAGGACCUUUAAACGCACUAUACUGCCGCUACGGCUGCUGUAUACAUCGGACUAUUCGGUUCUUUUUUCAUUAUUUAAGAGGACUGUUCUCGUUGAAGCGUACGAGUCGAGAUACAUUAUUCCUAUUUCAUGCCGGUUUUCUGGAAACGGUGUACGACUUCACGGUCGUGACACGACUUUGACGGGCGCGGUGCGGUGGAGUUGGCGCACUGGACUGGAUAUAUUAUUCGCCUGCAGCCAAGACGGUCCGCACCACCACGACCUCCUCCUCUUUUGCGACUGAAUUAUUUCUUUUUUCCUACACUGUAUUGGCUUGAAGUUUAUUCUCACGAGUGAACAAGGAUUGUUUACGCCGGCUCUGUGCUUGAAUAUGUUGCUGUCAAAGUUUGGUUCAUUUUCUCACAUUUGCAACCCUUCGAGUAUGGACCAUCUACCGGUGAAAAUACAACUCCAGCCUGUCAAAGUGGAGAAGGAGCCUUUCGAGAAGGUUUACCAAGUGGGAUCGGUGCUGGGCAGCGGGGGGUUUGGCACAGUCUACGCCGGUAGCCGGAUUUCUGAUGGCGCACCGGUCGCGGUGAAACACGUCGCAAAGGAGAGGGUGACCGAAUGGGGCACAAUUAAUGGAGCGAUGGUGCCUUUGGAGAUCCUCCUGCUGAAAAAGGUCAGCUCGUCGUUUCGCGGAGUUAUCAAAUUGCUGGACUAUUACGAGCGGGCUGACGGCUGGCUCAUCGUUAUGGAGAGGCCGGAGCUCGUCAAGGACCUUUUCGACUUCAUCACCGAGAAGGGCGCCCUGGACGAGGAGACGGCUAGGGGCUUUUUCCGCCAGGUUUUGGAGGCGGUCAGACACUGCUACAGCUGCGGUGUAGUACACAGAGACAUCAAAGACGAAAACCUACUCGUGGAUCUACGCAACGGGGAGCUCAAGCUUAUUGACUUUGGCUCAGGGGCGAUUCUCAAGGACACAGUCUACACCGAUUUCGAUGGUACAAGAGUGUACAGCCCACCAGAGUGGAUCCGCUUCCACAGAUACCACGGCCGCUCGGCAACCGUGUGGUCGCUAGGCGUGCUGCUAUACGACAUGGUGUGUGGAGACAUCCCCUUCGAGCAGGAUGAGGAGAUCCUCAGAGGGAAGCUCUACUUCAGGAGGAGGAUUUCUGCUGAGUGCCAGCAGCUGAUCAAAUGGUGCCUGGCCUUGCGGCCCUCAGACCGGCCCACCCUGGAGCAGAUCUGCGACCACCCCUGGAUGAGGGCAAUAACAGAGUCCCCCAAGUCGUCAGAGGAGCCCGCCGCCGGUGACAUCCGCCUCAGGACCAUCGACACAGAUUCUUCAUCAAGCACAAGCUCCAGUAAAGAGAGCCUCUGAGGGUGGAGGUGGCGGACCCAAUAGACAUUCUGGGAAAGAUGGGGUGGGGCUGUCAAGGGGUGGGGACGGAGGGAGUGACAUGGACUAAAGGCCAGCAGCCUGUAGCCCCAAUGGCCUGUCAGUGGCCAGGGGCUUAACUCAGCUGGACCGGCAAGAAAAAUGUACUUUAAUUUUCCUCUUUUGUAGGGAAUUUAUAAUUUAUUACUGUUUGUUCUUCCUUAUCUUAUUUCUCCCCCUCCCCAGUUUUUUUUUUCCAAUUCAUUACUUGUUUCCUAAUGGGGAACAUUUUGCUGUUUGGGUGGUCUUACCAGCACUAUUUAUUUUAACCCCCUCCCCCCCUUAUUUUUUAUUUUUUUUGUAUUUUAUUCAUUUUGUUACAAGGCUGGUAAUAUGCAGCUGGCAAGGCCCUCCUAUUCAGACAUGGCUGCUCUCAUAGAGCUUGGAGAAACCCUUUUAUUUAAAUGUUUUAAUUUUGAUUUGGAGUGCCUUUUUUUGGAAAGCUGCUUUUGUGGGGGCUUUCGUCAACAACUCUGUUUUUGGAUCGCCCACGGCCCGGCGGCUGAGUAGACCUUGCCGUGAUGGAAGCAGGGCACAACACAAUUUUUCCCUCUCUAUCACUGUAAGCCAACCAGCCGCCAGCCGAGAGGCUAAGAUAGCAUUAGCUAGGAGAGGAGAAGGAGGUGGGGGCUCUUCUGACAAUGGAAUACUUGAAAUACACUCGACUCAACUCUGUGUCGCUCUCUUUAACGCUGCUCACUCACUCUAUAGCCUGAACAGGUGUUUGGAAACUGGAUCCUGUCUUUUCUGAAUGUCUCUACAAAACGUCAACACACACAAACACACCUCCCCCCACCCUUUUCUCCCUCUCUCCCCCCACCAAUGCCUGUUGCAGGGUGUGUGGCCCUCUUGACUUAUCUUCUUUUCUUUUUGCCUCCCGCCAUCUCACCGCUUAACACUACAUGGCCCCCGCCCCUGGCCUCCCUCAGGGUUUGGGGUGUGAAAUGCACAAUCAAUGCAAUAUUCAUGGACUCAGUUAUGUUUUUUUUUUCUUUUUCUUUUUCUUUUUGAAUACAAAUAUUGUACAGUGUGUAUUUUUUUGUGUACAUUUUUUUCCUCCCCAUUUACAUUUAAUUUAUUUGUAAACAUGUAGACAUUCCACACUCUGUGGCUAUUUAUUUAUUUAUUUCUUGUCCAUGCUUAAAAUCCCCCACCCCCAAAAUUCGCAUAUCUUUUCUUGGCCUUUUGUUUGCAUUCCUGUAACUAUUUUUACAUUUCGACAUGAGUUUUUGAGAUGUGGAGGAUGCACUGAAGCAGUUGUCGAUGUAAAACGGAAUAAAACAAGGUUUACUUAAAUUUGAAAGUGCAUUUGAAUGUUAUUUAACUACUCUUAAAGUCUGUUGGUAAUGUUGAAUGGCAAAAUAUUGGGAAAAAAAAAAUCCAUCUCUGUUUUUGGGACACAUCUGUACUGUCAAAUCCAUUUGAGUUUCAUGGAAAGCUAGACAGCAGGUGGAGUAGAGCUUUCGUAUUCAAGAUCUUUCAGUUUAGCUGUGUGACUUGUGGCUGUGGAGGAUGGAUAUUGCUAUUUUUUGAUACAAAAGUUUCAAUUAAACUCCCUUUUUUUUGUACA